Messenger RNA from Colletotrichum lupini, 1470 nucleotides. Its product is annotated as major facilitator superfamily transporter. Gene Ontology annotation, molecular function: transmembrane transporter activity. Gene Ontology annotation, biological process: transmembrane transport. The record is from RefSeq and is a predicted model, not a curated record. Gene Ontology annotation, cellular component: membrane. The coding region runs from base 1 to 1470 and encodes 489 amino acids. NCBI's taxonomy places the organism in Eukaryota, Fungi, Ascomycota, Sordariomycetes, Glomerellales, Glomerellaceae. The transcript is spliced from 7 exons.
AUGGGUGCGAGCGAGAAGCGUUCACCUUCGGUGGAGCGCGAAGAGCAUGCCAUCCAUACGGUUGACAGCGUGAUCAUGGACGAGAAGCCUAUCCCCCAGGAUGAGGAGAACCGCGACUGGACCGGGUCCGCGAAGAAGACCGACCCAGAGGAGAUCAAGCUGGUGCGGAAGCUAGAUUGGCGGAUCAUGGUAACCGACACUCUGUAUUAUGUACUUCUUGAGUACGAUUCCCCGCUCGAGAUCACAUCAUCAGAUUACCUGACUGACCAAUCAGACUACGUCGAUCGCAAUGCCAUUGCUCAGGCACGACUGAACAACUUGGAGAAGGAUUUGGGCAUGUCUGGAACCGAAUUCAAUACCACAGUUUCAAUUCUCUUCGUGGGCUACGUUCUCAUGCAGAUUCCGUCCAACAUGUUGAUCACCAGGAUUCAACCCGGCAUGUACAUGAGCGCAUGGAUGUUGAUCUGGGCUGUCGUCUCAGGAUGCACGGCACUUGUCCAGAACUACGGAGGUCUUGUUGCUUGCAGAUUCUUCCUCGGUAUCACCGAAGCUCCUGUCGCCUCCCGCAUCGCCCUCCUCUACUGCGCUCAGAUCCUCGCAACAGGCCUCUCCUCCCUCAUCGCAGCCGGCAUCUUCGCCGGCAUGGACGGCCUCAACGGCAUCGCAGGCUGGCGCUGGCUCUUCAUCGUCGAGGGCGCCGCCACGGGCCUCGUCGCCCUCUUCGGCUUCUGGCUCCUCCCCAACACGCCCCUGACGACGCGCUGGCUCAACGACCGCGAGCGCGAGCUCGCUCACUCCCGUAUGGAGAAGGAUAAGCUGUCCGACUCGGAUGAUAAGCAGGCUUCUGCUAUGGAUGGGCUGAAGCAGGCUGUGAAGGACAAGAGGACGUGGUUGUUCUGUUUGAUGCAGAAUUUCCAUUUGAGUGCUUGCAGUUUCAACUCCUUCUUCCCCACUCUCGGCUUCAACACGACCAUCACCCUCGUCAUGACGUGCCCGCCGUUCAUCUUCGCCGGUGCAGCGGGUAUCUUGUUCGGCUGGAGCUCCGGCAGACUUCACGAGAGAACAUGGCACAUCACGGUCGGCCUCGGCGUCGCGAUUCUCGGUUUCGUGGUGGCUGCCUCCACACUCAACACGGCGGCUCGCUACGUUGCCUGCUUCAUCUUCCCAAUGGGAGCCUAUGCCGUGAACUCCGUCAUCAUUGGCUGGGCCUCCUCAACGCUAUCACAGACCAAGGAGAAGAAGGCAGUCGUCCUCGCCAUGACCAACGUCGGCGGCCAGAUUGGCUACAUCUACGGUGCCUACCUCUGGCCCAAGAGCGACGAGCCCCGCUACGCCAUUGGCUUCGGUGCCUCUGCUGGCUUCGCUUUGCUCUCGAUUCUCUGCGCUUGGUGGAUUCGUGUCUUGCUUGUCAGGGAGAACCGGAGGAUUCGGGCCUCCACCACGGAGAAUGUGAACUUGUACGGAUACUAG